Molecule: messenger RNA, 479 nt
Organism: Aplosporella prunicola CBS 121167
Lineage: Eukaryota; Fungi; Ascomycota; Dothideomycetes; Botryosphaeriales; Aplosporellaceae
Exons: 6
Source: RefSeq, a predicted model, not a curated record
ACUAUUAGUCAACUUAUAGAAAUAACAGUACGUGUUGAGAUAGCAGACAUAAUAGGGUCUUAAAUCAUAACUCGGCCUAGAUAUAAAAAGGAAUUUUAUGCUGUUACGGAUAGCCCAUAUUUAGAUAUACCGACUAUUUUUUCAUCUUGGGGUAGUGUACGAUUCCCAACUCUCGAAGAAGCCAAACAAUAUAUGCGGAAGAAAGGGAUUGAAAGUUUUAACGAGUGUAUCCAAGAAGGAGCAGGAAAUACGACUCCGAUUCUUGGGCAGGAAUUAUAUUUUACGGUGGUAAAUAGAAAAUCUAUAUUUGCUGAGAUAUGCAAACAGAAGAUUAGGUCAGAACUAGAUCGCGGUGUAAGGCCUAUCGAUAUUAGGAUAGCUCAGAAGCCGAUCUUAACACUAUUGAAUAAAUAAAGCGAUGUGGAGGAGGCUAUAAAUCGGUUAGAGGAACUUAACCUAGCUCAAUAAUAAUUUAGCCC